CCCAAUCCCCUUCUCCCGCAGCAGAUCCCGAGCGGGCCGGGGCUGCGGGACCCUAGCGCUGCAGGGCAGGGCCCGGGGAGAUGUGGGCUCGGUAGCGCUGCACUCUCCCCCGGCGCUGCGGGACUGAUUGGGGUGGGGGCUGCUCUCUCCACCCCGCGCUCCCGGAUUGGCAGGACCCCAGGCCGCGGCAAUCAAUGACUGGGUGGGACCGAGCGGCGGGGUCUCUGCCACCAGCUGAUGGGGAUUUGCUGGGACGUGUGAGCGCCCCGCGCCGCUCUCCGGGGCUCCCGCUCGCACAAUGAAACCUUGCUAAGGGGGGGGGGGCAGACGGGGGCCGGCUGAGGGCUGGGCGCCAGUGAGAAGAACCGAAGCGACAGGGAAACACGCAGGCACCCACCGGCGCGCUGUGCCCUGCCCGCCGCCAGCUCAGCCCCGUGCCCGCAGGCUGGAGCCGCGCAAGGUGUUGGGUCUCCUCGGGCAGGUGACAUGGAGCAGCUGAACUGACCUGAGGAGCCAUCCCAGCUUUGCCCAGAAUGGGCUGUGUGUAUUGCAAGGAGAAGGGGUCGAAUAAAGGCCAGACAGAGAACGGCGAUGGCACGACCAGCUUGGCAUCGAAAUCCCGCUACGGCCCCGACCCGACCCAGCAGAAUCCCGCCAGCAGCUUCACCCACAUCCCCGACUUUAACAACUUCCACAGCACACCCGUCAGCAGCGCCGGCGCCCCCUUCAUGGGCCCCAGCCUCUAUCCCAACAGCACCUUGAACAUGCGUGGAGGGGGGAUCACAGGCGGGGGGGUGACCCUUUUCAUUGCCUUGUACGAUUACGAAGCCCGGACGGAGGAUGACCUGACGUUCCUGAAGGGGGAGAAAUUCCACAUUAUCAACAAUACCGAGGGCGACUGGUGGGAGGCGAGGUCCCUGAGCACAGGGGCCACGGGCUACGUCCCCAGCAACUACGUGGCCCCGGUGGACUCCAUCCAGGCGGAAGAGUGGUACUUUGGGAAGAUGGGGCGAAAGGACGCUGAGAGGCAGCUGCUGUGCCAGGGCAACCCCCAAGGGACCUUCCUCAUCCGGGAGAGCGAGACCACCAAAGGUGCCUAUUCCCUGUCCAUCCGGGACUGGGACGAGACCAAGGGCGACCACGUGAAGCACUAUAAGAUCCGGAAGCUGGAUAACGGGGGCUAUUACAUCACCACGCGGGCCCAGUUCGACACCAUCCAGGAGCUGGUCCAGCAUUACAGAGAGCGAGCUGCGGGCCUGUGCUGCCGCCUGGCCGUGCCGUGCCACAAGGGGAUGCCCAAGCUGGCAGACCUGUCUGUCAAAACCAAAGACGUGUGGGAGAUCCCGCGAGAGUCGCUGCAGCUGAUCAAGAAGCUGGGCAAUGGGCAGUUUGGGGAAGUGUGGAUGGGCACGUGGAACGGCACCACCAAGGUGGCAGUGAAGACGCUGAAGCCGGGCACCAUGUCCCCGGAGGCCUUCCUGGAGGAGGCCCAGAUCAUGAAGCUGCUCCGGCACGACAAACUGGUGCAGCUCUACGCCGUGGUGUCGGAGGAGCCCAUCUACAUCGUCACCGAGUUCAUGAGCCAGGGGAGCUUGCUGGAUUUCCUGAAGGACGGGGAUGGCCGGUUCCUGAAGCUGCCCCAGCUGGUGGACAUGGCAGCCCAGAUCUCGGCCGGCAUGGCCUACAUCGAGCGGAUGAACUACAUCCACCGGGACUUGCGUGCCGCCAACAUCCUGGUGGGCGACAACCUGGUGUGUAAGAUCGCGGACUUCGGCCUGGCCCGCCUCAUUGAGGACAACGAGUACACGGCGCGCCAAGGUGCCAAGUUCCCCAUCAAGUGGACGGCCCCGGAGGCUGCUCUCUAUGGGAGGUUCACUAUCAAGUCGGACGUGUGGUCCUUCGGCAUCCUCCUGACUGAGCUCGUCACCAAGGGCCGCGUGCCCUACCCAGGCAUGAAUAACCGGGAGGUGCUGGAGCAGGUGGAGCGGGGGUACCGCAUGCAGUGCCCCGGCAGCUGCCCCCCCUCCCUGCACGAGUUGAUGGUGCAGUGCUGGAAGAAGGAGCCCGAGGAGCGCCCCACUUUCGAAUACCUCCAGUCCUUCCUGGAAGACUAUUUCACUGCCACAGAGCCUCAGUACCAGCCGGGGGACAACCAGUGAGCCCCUCUCUCCGAGCCAGCCGGCCGUGCCCAGGGGCCCUUCCCUGCAGCGGCUGCACCGGGCCAGGACUUCCCAGGUGGCACUGGGCCAGGACUCGCCGUGCCAGCCGGCCGCGCCCAGGCGGCACCAGGCCGGGACUUCCCUCUUUGUACAGUCUGGGCCAGACCCUUUAUUUUACCGUCCCCUUUUGGGGGUUUUGUUACUUUCCUGCCGUCUGCGCUCCCCUCACUCUGCCCUGGGGGGGUGGGGGGUGCUUUGCACAAAUGCCUCCUAUUCUAAUGAGGAUCCCAGCCCAGGGCCAUGGACGGGGGGGGGCUGAGUGAGGCUGCUCUGUAGCCCCCCCCUGUUGGUCCUCCAUGGAGAAAUCCCCCCCCGCCCUUUUGCAGCUGCCUUCAACACCUAGCUCUUAAUGCGAGAGGAGCAAUGAGGCCGUGCUGCCCGCAGGGGCCAGAGGCCAGCCCAGCCUGCAGACAUUGGGAGCGUCCCUCCAAGCUCAAGGGGCCCAAUGUGGGUGCCCUGGGUUUCGGAGGUGGCAGUGGCUGGGCCCGCUGUGCCUCAGUGGCCUUGGAGGGGGCUGGACCAGGGCCAUUUCCCCCCCCCCCCCCCAACUGGAUUGCAGCAGCUUUGGAGUGUGUCCGUCGGGUCAUUCCGUCCUCGGGCUGACGGCUGCGCCCGGUCUCCGGCCCCCCGACUCUUGGGCGUCAGCCUUGUGUUUGUCCCUCUGGCCAGCUGCUGGUGGCGCCAACUCCAGGAGGGGGGCACCAUCUGCCACAAGUGCCUGGGGCGGAGGAGGGGGUCUUUGCUUCCCAUGGCCUGGGCACCCCGCAGCACCCCCAUACUGAGUCAAAGACCUUGCUGAAGCUUGGCCGGAGGCUGGGAGAGGGGAUGUGUGGAAGGUAGCCAAUCCCCCCGCCCCUCGCAGCCCAGGCAGGUGCCCUUACCCCUGGGGGGUGGGGACAGGUUGGUGGGGGCCUUUCCGUCUCUAGGAGCCCCCAUCUCACUCGGGAGCUGGGGAGGCUGUUGCCCAGCCUGUGCCACCACGGCGAGCCCCUCGCUGCCAGUCCUAACGUGCUGUGGGGGCAGAAGCCCAUUGCCGGCCGCUCCCCCAGGGAGCCCUCGAGCCUCCUUGGGUAGCAUUACAAAGCCUGGGGGUCAGGAAGUGUCUCCGGGUGGGGGCAGCACCCCACCCCCAGCUCAUCUAAUCAUCUCCUGUGGCAGGGACUAGCACGACCCCCCCCCCCCCGCUUGGCCAGGGGCACACUCCGGGCUCUUGGGGUGCCUGGAUGUGGGGCCACCAUGGCGCGGCCCCGUCCUGUGCGUCUGCCCAGGGGUCCCAUGGGGCAGCUGGCUAGCACAGGGGAAGGACGGGGCGGAGGGGUGACCCAGCUGCCGAUUUCUUUGCUGAGAAGCUUGGCCCUUUGCUUGUUCCCCGGCAGUCCCUAGCGGACAGAUGGAAGCCGAGCCCCAUGUCUUCUCUGCCCUAGCACAGCGAGGGGGCAGGGGGGGCUAGAUGCUCCCAUCUCCAUUCCCCACAUGUGGGCCCCAGUUGAGCAGUGCUGCCCUGAGGCCUUCUGCCCUGGCGAUUGCACCAGCAGGGGGCGCUCCCCUCCCGCCCGCGCGCCCCCAGGGCCUUGCACCCUUUUGUAUGUGACUUUCUGCCAAGCUGUUCGUUUAUUUAUAAGACUUUAACAAACCCCUUUGCCCUCCUCCCGGGGAGGGGGGGGUCCCAGUGCUCCCUGGGGCUCAGGGAGCUGGCUGGGAAGCUGGGGGGAGGGGGAAUAUUCUAUGUUUUUCCUCUCCCUCCCAGCUUGUAAUUCUUGCUUUUGUUUCUUUUCCUUAGCCAGAACCAAAUUGUUAAAGCCAUAGACUGCUGCCCAGGGGAGGAGAGCAGGCAGUGCCAAAUGCUUCUUAAACUGGGGGGAACAACCCCAAGGCUGGGCUGGGGGGGUCCCCGAUUUAGCCUUGUGGGGGGCAGAUGUGUGGUGUCCCCCCCCUAGGAAUCCCAGGCCCUGUUCCCACCAGAAGGCACUCAGGGGCAGGGAGGUCAUUUCCCCCCCCCCCCCCCCCCGGCGAGCCCAGCCCCUGCAUCUCAUGCUAAGGGUGGAGCGAGGCUCCACUCUGGACCAGCCUCAGUGGAGGGGUGGGGGGACAGGAGCAGAAUGUGAAUGCGAUUGGCGCGGGGGAAAGUGCCACCCACUCAGCCUGAGUCUCAGAGAGGCCAAGCUCCGGCAGCCCCCCCUUGAGCCAGGGCUGCGUCCAGGCUGUGGAGCCCCUCUGAGCCAGGCACCGUGGUACUGGAGCCCUCUUUAUUCCAGGGCGUAAUUUAUAACCAUUAACUUUAAUUCUCCUUUGACGACAUCCAGUGGAGGGGUCUGACCUGGCUCCUGCAGCCAGCCGAGGGGGGCUCGCUCCCUGCCGCUGCGGGCUCUGGUCCUUGACUGGGAGAUGGACACAGGGCCACGGGCCAGCCUUUGGCCCGUCCGCCCAGCUACAGCACAGAGCGUUCGAGGCCGCGCCUGCCUGGGGGAGUCCUGCCGAGGCUCCCUGCCCAUGCUGCCAUGGUUUUUUUUAAAUCGAUCUGUAAAUAAAGAGAAAUAAACCUUUCUAACAAGCGGG
Molecule: messenger RNA, 4775 nt
Organism: Mauremys mutica (yellowpond turtle)
Lineage: Eukaryota; Metazoa; Chordata; Testudines; Geoemydidae
Gene: FGR
Product: FGR proto-oncogene, Src family tyrosine kinase
Exons: 13
Coding region: 534-2159 (541 amino acids)
Biological process (GO): protein phosphorylation; integrin-mediated signaling pathway; innate immune response
Cellular component (GO): extrinsic component of cytoplasmic side of plasma membrane
Molecular function (GO): ATP binding; signaling receptor binding; non-membrane spanning protein tyrosine kinase activity
Source: RefSeq, a predicted model, not a curated record